UAUGCCCCAUGAGGAAGGGCAGCCGCUCAACCUGGCCCUGAGUCCAGAUUCAGUGCAUGGUCAACCUGAAAUUGGUCUUCCUGUUUUAUCAUCUACCCCCCAAAAAAAUCCACAUCUCAGCCCUGGUGGCCAGAAAACCUCCUCCGAUGGCCAAAUACCCUGCUCCAGUGUCCACACAUCCCCCAACAGUGUCCACACAUCCUCCUCUGAUGUCCCCACAUCCUCCUCCGAUGUCCCCACAUCCUCCUCCGGUGUCCAUACAACCUCCUCCAGUGGGCUUGGUCAUAGCCAUCCUCUGCCUUCCUCACCUGUUAUGCAGAACCAAGAUAACUCCAGUCAGUCUUAUAACACCGAUAUUACAAGUCCACUUCCGAAUCAACGCAAAUGCAACUGCAAAUGUGAAAACGUUGCAGUGAGAUUGCAGGAGCUUGAAAAUAGGGUAAACAGACUUGUGAGAGCCCAACCCUCGGCGCCCUCUACACCCAAGACACCCAGAGGCAUACCGUCAAAACUAACUACCUCAGCCCAAAAAUAUGAACAUGUGACAAAGUCGAACAAGUCAGAACAUUUAUUUCAUAAGAUCAUUGAUGACUACAGGAAGUUUCGACUGGGUUCACGGACAGGAAUAAAAGAUAAGGAUAAUGCCAGGCAGGCAGCGAGUCAUGCACUCCGUUUUUGUCUCCAUAUGGCUACUGGGCUACCUCCAAAAAUGGUCUCAAUGGAUAUGAAGUUCCUUCUCCAGAUUGACAAAUUGCGCAUGUGGCCACUAUACCUCACCGAAAAGGGUUACCUCCCAACUACUGUAAGAAACAUGAUGACAAAUGUCACCCUGUUCAUCAGGCACAUGAAGUGCUCAUUCCAGGCGGUCAGCAAAGUCAGAUCUUCUGACUUCGACAAACUCCUCUAUGAGCUUAAGAUGCUUCAGAUGAAUGUGCACAAGCACGUGGUUGUCCACCGUCAGAAGGUGAUGAAAAAGAAGACAGUUCAACUGCUUGAGGCGACAAAGGAAGUGACAUUUAUGAAGGUCGCCAAAAAGAAAAUUCCUGAGUUGCUUCGUAAGUACAAUUCAGUACAUAUUUACUCAUGA
Limanda limanda (common dab) is the source of this 1087-nucleotide messenger RNA. RefSeq lists its product as uncharacterized. The transcript is spliced from 4 exons. The coding region runs from base 2 to 1087 and encodes 361 amino acids. The record is from RefSeq and is a predicted model, not a curated record. NCBI's taxonomy places the organism in Eukaryota, Metazoa, Chordata, Actinopteri, Pleuronectiformes, Pleuronectidae.